AUGCGUUCGCACAGCUGGUUUGUUGCCCUCGCUGCGCUUGUGACGACAUCGUAUGCUUGGCCCGAACUUCCGCACUUCGAGUUACAACAAGUCGACCACGCAAAUGCAGCCUCGACGCAAAGAUCGGUCCAAGGCACCUGCAAGCGCAUAGCGGCGCUGACUAAUCUAUCGAACAUGGCUGCAAACCAAACCAACCUCGACGCCAUGCUCGCGUCCCAAAAGCUCACUCAGGACGAGAUUGACUACAUCAAGACGAAGAUAGAUGCAAUCAACUCUGAGCUACAAAAAUUAAACUCAAACACCACCCUCGCAGCUGAGUGUGGCGUAGCCAACGCUCAUCGAAAAGCUGCGCAGGACUGCAAGAAAUUGGAUAAAUUGGAAAAGCUGGUAGAGUUGGCGAACAACAAGACCGCGUAUGAUGAGCAUUUGGCGGGGGAGGUAUUAAAUCAGAAACAAACCGAACAACUGAAGCAAAACAUGGAAGAUGCGGAGCUCAAGUUACAAGCGUUGCGCAGCAACAGCACGCUGGUCAAUAUGUGUACCAACGAGGUCGGCUUGCGGCAAAAUGGAGCGGUCGGACAGCAGGCUGGAGAUAUUGGGGAAGCUGCAGUAGAUAACAGCGGCGUUAUCAGCCUGUCCACGAGCGAUGCGACUACAUUCUGGUCAGGACCACGUUUGCCACCAUGCAUCGUGGCGCUCGGCCUAUGUAUUGCUUUUGUGUUCUUCUAG
Ascochyta rabiei is the source of this 729-nucleotide messenger RNA. RefSeq lists its product as uncharacterized. The transcript has 2 exons. Bases 1 to 729 code for a protein of 242 amino acids. NCBI's taxonomy places the organism in Eukaryota, Fungi, Ascomycota, Dothideomycetes, Pleosporales, Didymellaceae. The record is from RefSeq and is a predicted model, not a curated record.